CAUUGCCAACAAUUAUCCUAGGCCUUUCAAUUUUUGACCUAAGUGUGUUGUUUGUAUCAAUUGAUCAUCUUCCUCUUACCACAGGUAACACUUAACACAUACCAUGCACAAUUACACACACCUUUGUUCUAAGGUCUAACUAACUCUAACCAUUUCGACUUUCAAGCUAGAUUGAGGUCUGAGGAUAGUGAUCUUUGUCUUCGCCAACAACAUCGUCCACUUAAAAAUAAAAAAGCCCUGAAAUAUCUGAACUUAAAAGCCACACUUUUAUUUGUUGUGUGUGAGGUUUGAUUUGAUGGGAAAAUAUCUUGAAUCUGCGGCGAGGUUGGAAGAGCUAUCGCGGAUUGUGUCAUCUGCUGCGAAGCCCAAUAGGUCAAAGGGAACGCUACCCAGAUCGCCCAACCGUGUUGCCACUCCUCGAAUUGCGAACCCAAUUGGUGUUAAGGUCGAACCUGCGAAAAAGAUGGAACCUUUGGAAUGUCGGACACCCCUCGCCAAGGUUGUCGCAGAUUGCUCCAAGCGCUGGUUCCAGGACACCCUCAAGGAGGCCAAGGCUGGGGACUCUGCCAUGCAGGUUUUGGUUGGCCAAAUGUAUUACUCUGGAUAUGGUGUUCCAAGGGAUCCUCAAAAGGGGCAUGUUUGGAUUAGUAAAGCAUCAAGAAAUCGAAAUUCAGUUUGGAAAGUGUGCGGUAAACGGCCAGGAUACAGAGCAAGCGAUUCUGAUUCAUGAAUUGGAGAACUAAGAUGAAUCUUUUCCUUAAUUUGCAAGUAUAACUCGUGUUUCUUCAAAGAGAUUGAAUUUCAAUUUCAAUUCUAGAGUAUAGUAUAUGUGAACUUAUUGUAACAUCCAAAGCAUAAGUCAAAUUUUGUUAACUGACAAUUGUUCAACAAUGAUGUCUCUAUUUUUGAAUUAGUUGUUAUUGUGUUGUUCAUUGUUCAGGAAGAUGUUAUGAUAUAAUAACUUAAAACAUCAACUGUGUGCCUUAUUGUAUGAUUUAUUUAUUAUGCCUAGGUAA
Glycine soja is the source of this 1016-nucleotide messenger RNA. RefSeq lists its product as uncharacterized. Lineage: Eukaryota; Viridiplantae; Streptophyta; Magnoliopsida; Fabales; Fabaceae. The transcript has 3 exons. Bases 296 to 730 code for a protein of 144 amino acids. Gene Ontology annotation, molecular function: protein binding. The record is from RefSeq and is a predicted model, not a curated record.